Macrobrachium nipponense is the source of this 356-nucleotide messenger RNA. Its product is annotated as male-specific lethal 3 homolog. The coding region runs from base 25 to 348 and encodes 107 amino acids. The transcript has 3 exons. Gene Ontology annotation, biological process: regulation of DNA-templated transcription; chromatin organization. Gene Ontology annotation, cellular component: NuA4 histone acetyltransferase complex; MSL complex; nucleus. The record is from RefSeq and is a predicted model, not a curated record. Lineage: Eukaryota; Metazoa; Arthropoda; Malacostraca; Decapoda; Palaemonidae.
UUUCACAGGAAUUAACUGACCGGUAUGGUGUCAACGCGAGGAGUCAAAGUAAAGUUUUCUGAGGGUGAGCGUGUGCUUUGCUACGAACCUGACCCUACUAAAGCCAAGGUUUUGUAUGAUUCCAAAGUUCUGGAAGUAGUUUACAACAAAGACAAUAAGGGUCGCAAACAAGUUGAAUACCUCAUCCAUUUCCAGGGUUGGAAUGCAUCUUGGGAUCGCUGUGUUGCUGAAGAUUACGUAUUGAAGGACACAGAUGAGAACAGAGAGUUGCAGCGUCAACUAGCAGACAAAGCUCACAUAAAACUGUCUAUUAAAUCCAACCGAGUACUCCUUUGGGGCCCAUCAUAGUAAGUAUA